AUGUCGACCGCACCCUCCGAACAGCUCAAGGACGUCUUGCUCAUCGGCUUCGGGGCUGUAGGGGCUGCGUACUCCUUCGUCCUCAAGCAAGGCGGGCGUGCGAGACUGACCGUCGUUGCGCGGAGCAACUAUGACGCCGUAAACGCCAAAGGCCUAGACUUCAAGAGCCGCAAGUACGGCGAACACCUGGGCUGGCGGCCCCACCGCCUCUUCCCCACGAUCGAGAAAGCGCUCGACAGGCCCUACGAGUACGUCGUGCUCGCGACAAAAGCCGUGCCCGAGAUCCGGCGCAACCCCGACCUCCUGCGCCCGCUCCUCUCCGCGCCCUACGCCGACACGCACCCGCAGCCAACCUACGUGCUGCUCCAGAACGGGCUGAACGUCGAGGUCGACCUGUACGCCGCGCUCCAGGCGCUGCGCCCCGCGGAGGAGCCGCGCAUCAUCAGCACGGCCGUCUGGAUCGGGGCCGUCGCGGUGAGCGGCGACACCGUCGAGCACGGCGACUUCGACCGCGUCCGCCUCGGGAUCUACCGCCCGUCCACAACCGACACCUCCACGACACCCGCGCAAGCCGCCGCGCUCGCGGACUUCACCGCGCUCCUCGCCGAGGGCGGGUCCGAAGCCAUCGUCGUGCCCGAGAUCCAGCGCAUCAAGUUCUCCAAGAACCUCUGGAACGGCGUCUUCGGCGCCUCCGCCGCGCUCUCCCGCGCCUCCCUGCGCGCCUUCUUCCGGCCCCCGCACCUCGAGCCCUCGCGCGCCGCCGACCCGACCCCCACCUCCUCCGAACUCGCCGCCGAGUCCACCCGCGAAGUCCUCGAGGUGCAGGCCAACCCGUCGGUGCAGGCCACGCAGUCCAUCCCGCACGCCUCGCCCUCGAUCGGCGCCUACACGAUCCCCUUCCUGCACGACACGCUCUCCGAAGUGUACGCGCUCGGCACGGCCCUCUUCCCGGCCACCGCCUCCGCGCCCGGGCUCGAGGCGGACCUGGUCGCGACGACGCUCGCGCGCACCGCGGCGCUGCACGCGGUGCCGGAGAGCGUGCACCUGCCGAGCAUGCUCGUGGACGCGUACGCGGAGCGCCCGAUGGAGGUCGAGCACGUCGUCGGCGAGGUCGUGCGCAUGGCGCGCAAGGCGGGCGUGCCCGUGCCGCGGAUGGAGACGCUGUAUGCGCUCCUGCUCGUGAACCAGAACCAGUUCCUGCGCAAGCAGCGGGAGGGCAAGCUCCCGCAGUGA
Messenger RNA from Trametes versicolor FP-101664 SS1, 1233 nucleotides. RefSeq names its product 6-phosphogluconate dehydrogenase C-terminal domain-like protein. The transcript has 6 exons. Gene Ontology annotation, molecular function: oxidoreductase activity. The record is from RefSeq and is a predicted model, not a curated record. Bases 1 to 1233 code for a protein of 410 amino acids. NCBI's taxonomy places the organism in Eukaryota, Fungi, Basidiomycota, Agaricomycetes, Polyporales, Polyporaceae. Gene Ontology annotation, cellular component: cytoplasm.